Molecule: messenger RNA, 3345 nt
Organism: Entrophospora sp. SA101
Lineage: Eukaryota; Fungi; Glomeromycota; Glomeromycetes; Entrophosporales; Entrophosporaceae
Source: the annotation of a GenBank genome assembly
AUGUCUUUGGUUUCAAAUGCUCAAUCUUAUGGUCAAAAUGAAACACUUAUUUCGUCCAUUCCCGACGAUGCCGGAGCCACACGUUUUCGUAUAAUCAUUGAUAGUCGAUCACAUCCCACCAACUCUUUACUUAGUAGUGGAAUGAAGGCUUGGCAAGGGCCUGCUAUUUUGAUUUUCAAUAAUUCAAAAUUCGAAAAAUCCGAUUUCGAAAAUCUCAUGAAAAUACGUGAAAAAUUUUUACCAAUGAAAAAUGAACGUGGCAUGAUUUGCACUUUACCCAAAGAAGGCAUUCGUGGAUUUCAUGAAAGAGAUCAGCUAGCUCCUUUUAUAGGAAUUGAGGGCAUCAAUGUUCGAUCAACUUUUUUUAAUGGAGUACUCUUCCGAAUACCACUUAGGCAACAAAAAAGUGAAAUAUCCGAUAAAGUUUUUACUAUUGACGAGGUCCUUAGAUUGUUUAGAAACAUCAAAUCAAAUUUCGCUUCCUAUUUUUUAUUCCUUCGAAACAUUGAGGAAAUUGAAGUGUCACAUAUACCAAAAACUACAUCAUCACCUCAUGCAACUUCUCUCUGGAAAGCAACUGUAAAUGGAUUGGAUGAAAAUGUCCGGAAUAAAAGAAAACGUGCUGUCAAUGGUGAAAUUCAAAUUUUUCAGAUGAAAAUUAAACUAAUCGAUGAUUCAAAAGACAAGCAAAACGACAAAUGGAUUAUCGCAAUUGGUGCUCAAGAAGAUCCUGAAGAUCCUGAUCUGAAGGCUUACGCAAAUCAGCAUCGAUUACGCGUACUAGGAGGUGUUGCUACUUUACUUGAAAGCGAUCAGGAAAAAGAAAAAAAUCAGAAUUACUUUAUUAGAAGAAUAACGUCAUUUAAAAGCCUAAAGAAUGAUUUGGGAAAUCAGUAUUAUUUUGAAGAAGGAACGUUAUUGAGAAGCAUAGAAAAGGGCCGGGAAGAAGACAAGGAUCAGAAUGACUUUGAAGGAAGAAUGUUUUCUUUUCUUCCGUUGCCUGAUACUACAUGUUUGCCUGUUCACCUUAAUGGAACCUGGGCUCAAAGUUCAGAUCGUGCAAGACUAUUGCUCGAAAAAGACAAUGAUCUACCAGAUUUGGAUCAUCAGAAACUUGAAUGGAAUAGGCAUAUUUUGCUUGAAUUCCUUCCAGAAGUUUAUUGCAGGCUCUUGGAAGAAAUUCUUAUAUUGCAGAAUAGUAACCAAAUUGAUCUUAAAAACAGAUGCAUAUCAAAAUUUUGGCCAUUUCCAUCCGUUACACAAAACUAUCCAAAAUAUAUAAUUAGUUAUGGUUGCAAAGUACUCCAACGUAUAUUACAACACGAUAACAUUUCCCGAUUAAUCACUCCUGUCUACUAUUAUUCGCAUAACGAUAAAGUCACUUUUACUAAUGAAAAUGUUCAGGUGGACAAUCUUUUCAGGUGCUUGUCAUAUAGUCGUAUUGAGGCUUUCCGUCAUUUACUGCGAAAUAAUUGGAAAGAAUUAAAAGUAUUAGGUUAUUAUUUUGAAAAAAAACUUUUUUUUGUAAUUAAAUUAGAGAUUUCAAGUAAUAUAUUUAUUUAUUUACUUAUUGUAGGAAUAAAGUGGGAUCAUGAACUUAAAUCAAUGAUCCGCUCGCUGCCAAUUUGGCCAACGCGGAGGAACCCCGCAUCACCAAACCUCAAGCAGAGUUUGGUACCGGUUUCAAUUGGGUACCUUUUUCCAACGAACUUUAACAUGUAUAGAACAAAGAGCGACAAAAUUUUUUUACAGUUCUCUGAUAAUCUAGAUUGUAAAAUUUUACGUAAUCUUGAUGUUCCUGUACGAGGCAUUCAAUCAUACACAUUUGAAGACGUUGAAUUUCCUGAAGAAUCUGAUGACUCCUAUGUGGAUUUUUUGGAUAGUGUGCUCUCAUACGGAUGUGAGAAUCUUGUCGAAAAUUUAAAGGAUCGUGAUUGUUUCCCCUGUGCAUUUACAAGUGACUUGAAACGUAUUUCUGACCUAUAUGAUUAUAGUAAUGUUGUUUUUCGAUGUGUGUUUGGAGGAGACUCAAAUAAUUUUCUUGAUUUACGUCUCUCAAAAUAUGCAAAAAAGUUGGCAAAUAUUGGAUUCAAUAAAGAAAUUGAUCAGGAUUCAUUCACAAAAUGUGCCGAAAAAGUUGAAGAGCUACUGGGAAUGGAUGACCCGCCAUCUGAUAUACGAUAUCGUGGCUUCAUUUUGGUUGAUCAUCUUUAUAAAAACAUCGAUGAAUUUGAAUUUAAAGGAAUUGAUAGGAUUCCAUUUGUUCCUAUUGUUAAAUGUUUAGAUAAACAUUACAAUAAGCACUAUAAUCACACUCGAGUAUUGGAUUGUCUCAAUAAUGUAAUUCAUCCUGAAUAUAAAGAAGUUGCAUGGAGCCAAAAGCCUUUAAUCGCAGAAGAUGUCAUACCACCUGAUAAUGUACUUCGAAAAUAUCCAUCAUUUGGUAAACCAGAUGUUCUUACUGUAAUCAAACAUCUCCGUCUUUUGCAUACAAAGCUUAUAAAAGAUGAGGAAUGGAGAAAUUGGAAAGAAACAUUCUUGUUUAAUGUUUUCAAAGUCUACAAAUGGCUUGACAAAAAAUGUUCAAAUGAAAGUCUCAGACUAAGGCAAUACAUUAAUUCAAAUGAACUAUUAUUCCUUAAUUGUAAUGACGAUCAAGAUCCAUUUGACACUAAAAACUGGGCUCCUGUAGCAAAUUUAAUUUUAAAUACUGAACCAGGUGAAAGAAAUUAUGUAAAUCCUCGUCUUGCUAAAUAUCACAAAAUGCUAAAAAGUGCUGGUGUCCAAGAAAUAAGAUUACCAAGUUUCAAAAUACAGAUUGGAGAAAAUGAUCAGACAAGUAUUAACAGAGCCAUGUUGGGGUUUUUAUUAAAGCAGGAGAAUUGUUUUCAUGAUGUUGUUUUUGUUGUAAAAAAUGAAAAAAUAUGGGCAAGUCGAUAUGUGCUUGCUGCAAGCUCCACAGUUUUCUAUCAGAAAUUUAAUUCAGAAGACUUGAGCACAGUUAAUCCAGCUAGAAUUACUAUCGACAAUGUUAGCCCUAAUUCAGUGCACAUUUGGUUGCGUUACUUAUAUGGUCAGAAUAUCAAUGAUGCAAUUUGGAAUCAUCAAAGUUUAAAUAAAAAACAACCAUCAAAUUUGGAACUGUAUAAAGAUCUACUCAAAUUAGCAAAUGAUUAUAAAAUAGAUCAUUUAAAAAAUCUUAUGGAAUUAAAGCUCUCUCUAUUGGUUAACAGAUCAAGCGUGCGAGAGAUAGAAACAUUAGCAAGAGAAUUAAAUGCAAAUCAACUCGAAGAGUAUUGUCAUUGUUUUAUUAGAGAUAACAUGAAUUUGUAUACUGUAAUUUAG